UGCAAGCUGACUCGUUCAAAGCAAGCUACCGUAGCUCCACUUGGCCUGAGGUGGUUGACAUGAGGAGCAAACGGCGCUUGGUUGCAAGCAAAGCAUGUCCCCACAGCCAAAGAAGAGAAAAGAGGAAGAAGUGAGUCACUCACUUCGAAGCCGUGGCACACGUGGGUCAGGGAAAGAGAAAAGAACGGGUGAGACUGGCAGCAAGGGGAGAAGCUCAUCCAACAGGAAGAAGGGCAAGAAGGGGAACGUGCUCGACGAAACAUCUCGUGGGCAUGGAAAGACAGGACAAGCGUCCAGGCAAGAAGACAGUCCUGUUGCUGGUUCAGACGUCACAUCGAGGGCUCCUGACUUGGGCCCGCGCCUAGUUGCAUCUCAGAAUGCGGAAACAGGAGUAUGUGGAGAAGAACCAGACAAUUUAGUCCAUGUCAGCGACUGCAUCCCGGGCGCCGAAGCAAUUGAGCAUUGUGCGCUAAAAAUGUUGAGUGAGCGGGCAGCCACAUCGUCAAUCUGUCCGUCUGAGGUAGCUCGGGCACUCGGCGGGGUCGGAUGGAGGGACAUCAUGGAGCAGGUUAGAGACGUUGGUCGGAGCCUGGCCAAGGCGGGCCAGCUCAGGAUCACGCAGGGCUCUAACACCCUGGAUCCAGACGCCGCAUUCAGAGGGCCUAUCCGCUUCCGGCGGCCGUGAAGCAAGGCAACUGCCUUGCAAUUUUGCUGUCCUGACACUGGGUUGAUUUGUUACUCCAAAAAGCAAGGCCGCAUGGUGCAGCCGGCUUUAAUUGACAGAGGGAGUACCAGUGGGACGUUGACAGUUUUCUAUGUGUUGAAGUGGUCGCAAUCAUGAUUGACAAACGAGGUUGCUACAUUCGCGGGUUCUAUCUUGGAAACGAGCGAAACUGGUUGGAUUGCUGUGCAAGCGGCACGUCAUCCAAAGGGACACUUUAUCAUUGCCAAAUUUAAAACAACGAGCAGUAAUUUGUUGAGCGAUGGCCAACCAUG
Klebsormidium nitens is the source of this 996-nucleotide messenger RNA. Lineage: Eukaryota; Viridiplantae; Streptophyta; Klebsormidiophyceae; Klebsormidiales; Klebsormidiaceae. The record is from the annotation of a GenBank genome assembly.